Messenger RNA from Aricia agestis (brown argus), 2964 nucleotides. RefSeq names its product ras-related protein Rab-11A (gene Rab11). Gene Ontology annotation, molecular function: GTP binding; GTPase activity. The coding region runs from base 263 to 901 and encodes 212 amino acids. Lineage: Eukaryota; Metazoa; Arthropoda; Insecta; Lepidoptera; Lycaenidae. The record is from RefSeq and is a predicted model, not a curated record. The transcript is spliced from 6 exons. Gene Ontology annotation, biological process: exocytosis. Gene Ontology annotation, cellular component: recycling endosome.
CAACACAAGUUUGAAGUUUCUAAAAUUUCCGAUAGGGGCGUAAAUCCGCCAUUUUGUCUCCUAUGACUAUUUAAGAAUUUAAUAAAUCAAAGCCGAUCUUACUACGUUAAUCCGAAAUCAAAAGUGAUAUUUAACUAGCUGUGCAGUGUUUAUUGAGCCUGUGAUAUUUUAGUGUGUAACAAUUUUUGUUUAAGUUUUUAUAACUUGACACUAUUAGUUGAGAGAUUUUGACGUCGAACGAAUAAUUACAAAUCGUUGUAAAAUGGGUACAAGAGAGGAUGAAUACGAUUAUUUAUUCAAAGUUGUUUUGAUUGGUGACUCUGGCGUGGGAAAAAGCAGUCUUCUUUCGCGUUUCACUAGAAAUGAAUUCAACUUAGAGUCUAAAUCUACAAUAGGUGUGGAAUUCGCUACAAGAAGUAUAGAGGUGGACGGCAAGACCAUAAAGGCCCAGAUCUGGGACACGGCCGGCCAGGAGCGGUACCGCGCGAUUACGUCGGCGUACUACCGCGGCGCGGUCGGCGCGCUGCUCGUGUACGACAUCGCCAAACACCUCAGCUACGAGAACGUGGAGCGGUGGCUGCGCGAGCUCCGCGACCACGCCGACCAGAACAUACUCAUCAUGCUCGUGGGCAACAAGAGCGAUCUGAGACAUCUCAGAUCUAUCCCCACAGAAGAGGCGAAGGCGUUUGCGGAAAGGAAUGGACUUAGUUUUAUUGAGACGUCCGCUCUCGACUCUACAAAUGUAGAACCGGCAUUCCAGAACAUUUUAACUGAGAUCUAUAGGAUCGUGUCGCAGAAGCAGAUGCGCGACCCGCCCGAGGGCGACGUGAUCCGGCCGGACGCCGAGCCGCACGACGUGCGCCACGCCCCCGACGCCGUGCGCAAGCAGUGCUGCCAGUAGUGACACCCGAUGUCCAGUUUAUGUUGGCGUGUGAGAUGUGAACUAUACAAGAUGAAUCAUUCCCUCACAGCGGUACUGGCCGCGCCGCCGUCAAAACACGGGAAAACCGUUUAUAACGACACCUUUUUCGACUAACCGGUUACUACGUCAUUUAGAGCCUGCCAUGAGAUAGCUUUACUAUCGGUUAUAACGAUCGGCUGGAUCCAUAUAACGUCAAUGUCGUUAUAACCGAUUCUCUGUGUACGUCAGCCCAGUAUUACAGCGGCGCGGCAGAGUGGCUCAUGUAGAUAGCUUCGUGUAAUUACUGAUGUUUACACUCGGAAAUAUAUUAAGUGUCAUUUCACUUAGCUGUCGGGACGGAUACAUUAGGCGUAGAGAAUAUACAACUCACAAUAUCCAUCAAGGACCUUAUUGCUAAAGCAAUGAUGCUACUUUCAAAGAAAUUUAUAGGCAGUUGGCGGAAGUGAUACAAUGACAAUUUUGCCUUGUCUGGCCGAGUUUGACGUGACCCGACCGAAAUAGGCCCGUCAUAUGCCUAUAAAUUUCUCUGAUAGUACCAUGUCUCUUGAUGGACAUUUACUAGUUAUACUUUGAUUUGUAAUGUCGGUCAAUAAAAUUACUCAUUUCACUACUCUUUCUUUCUCGGUUAGUAGAGAUGAAAUGGGCGUUUUACUGAUGGAGAUUACGAAUUUAUUAAAUGUUUUCUAGAUGCAAAGUAGUUCUGAUUAGUGAGUCAGAUAGCUAUCCGUGUUCUAUUGGUGCAAAAUUAAUGUUCGCUUCCGAACUGACUAAAUGACUGAUUGUAUGGCUAGUUAGUCUUUUUGGAAGUAUUGCUUCUCUACGCCCAUAGUACCGCCCGACUUGUAUUUUAUUUAUGAGGAUACAUUUUUGUUUCAAUUUAGUAGAUAAUAUUAUAUUUAUUUAGUUAAUAAAAAAUAUUUAAACUGGCCAGACUCCUAGCUGAUGUUUUGUAUGAUUUGAAAUAAAGCAAUAAAAGUUUACGAUAAGCACACAGUAGCUUAAAGAGUUCCGCGAUAGCUUGUACCUUGUUUUUUCUAAGUGAAAUAGCUUUUUUAAUGAUCAUUUUUUCUUUACUGAUAUUAUGUGCCUUGGACGUGGUGACAUGUUUUUAUUAGAGCUUUUAUCGUUCAUUUAGUCCAUGUUAUUAUACUUAGUGUUAAAAUUUUUGAUUUUAUAAAGAUCUUGUCGGAUAUGUGUCAUCCAUAAACUGCUAACGAUUUAAUUUGGCGUAAUUUUCUCGUUUGAUCGAUUAAUCGUUAGUUUAUUUGUCAACAAUAUAAUCACAUUAAAACAUUAAUAAUUAUUGAGUAAUGCAUAUUGUAACGACUCGGCGCGGCUGCAAGCCACGGCCUCUCUAAAAAUCAUAGACAAUUUAAAAAUUAAAAGACCAAUUCCACAGAACAUACGCUAGUACCAUAACCAUGUUGUAAAUGUUCAAACUAAUUUGGGAUACUAAGGUUUUAUAGCUUCUGCAGACGAUCUAGCCAUUUUUUAUGUUUAUAGUAUGAAGUAAAACUUUGUCAGUUAGUAUUGAUAAAACAGGCUUAUUCCGUAGGAAUGGUUGGUGCACCAGUGCGUAUAAAAUGAUGAGUCGCAAUGCUAACGAAAGUCGUCUUGUUCGUAUGCUGUGAGACGAAAAACAGGUUUUUAUUUCUAGUGACAGUAUCAAUAUAGCAUAGUAGAAACGUUGUCUAUGCUCAAAAGCUUUUUUAUUAGUAUUGUACGUAUAAAAGUACGUGAUUUUAUAUGAAAUUGAUGUCACUUUUUGUCUCAAAAUUGCCUUUACGACUGCGACGACUUCGGCAUUUGAAAAUUGGCAAUGCAACAUAAUGGGCUGGACAAAUCUAAGUGUAUCGAGUGUUUGAGUUGCGUCCUUUCGUCCAGCCGACCACGAAAUGUUCUCACAAGUUGUCAUAAGGCCUCAAACACACGGUGUUCUAAGGUAUGUUAUUGUAUUAUGGUCUUACAUAUGCAUGGUUAUUUUUUUAAAGCCUAUCUGUAAUUACUUUAUUGAAGACAAAGAUAAUAAAAUAUUAUGUAAA